Messenger RNA from Dicentrarchus labrax (European seabass), 1099 nucleotides. RefSeq names its product nucleolar protein 7 (gene nol7). Gene Ontology annotation, cellular component: nucleus. NCBI's taxonomy places the organism in Eukaryota, Metazoa, Chordata, Actinopteri, Moronidae. Gene Ontology annotation, molecular function: RNA binding. Bases 33 to 731 code for a protein of 232 amino acids. The record is from RefSeq and is a predicted model, not a curated record. The transcript has 8 exons.
GCGGCCGUGAUGACGUCCCUUCGCUCGCAAACAUGGCGAAGAAACAACAACGUGGAGAAACCGCUCCGUCCUCAAAGUCCGCGGGAACGGACCGACGGACGGAAAGCUUCAGUUUGACUCUCGCAUCCAGCGACGACGAGGCGCCCGAAGAGGUGACCUUCGAGGACUCGAAGUCUGCGGCUCUCCGGAGCAUGAAGGAGGCGCUGGACACGGCCAGAAGGGAAAAAGAGCUGCUGAAGGAGAAGAGGAGGAAGAGGCAGGAGCUAUUCCAGGAACAGAAGAAAAGAAAACUGUUACCGACCGACGUGUUGGAGGAAAUCGACUCGGCUCCUUCAAAGGAGCAGAAACAGUCAGAGGAUGAAGCUGAGGAGGAGCAGCAGGAGGCGGGAGAGGGAGAGGACGACAGCAGGAGGAAGAAAAAGAGGAGGAGGAGCGGGAAGCUUCCACAUUCCCGAAAUCUGAAGGGAAACUACACGGUGACCACGGUGACGGAGCGAGCGGCGGCGUCCUUCCAGCAGCAGACGGCGGAGGAUUUCAUCCAGUCCAGACUGUACGGAGCAGGAAGCUGCAGGAGCACGAGUAACGAGCUGCUGUCCCUCCAGAACAAGAAGGGCAGGAAUAAAAGUGCAGCGGUGCAGUUUGUCAGGAAGGGCUGGGCCAGUAAAGAAAAAGCCAAAGCAGAGAAGCUGAAGAAGCGGUGGAUCCACAAGCAGCAGAUUCCCUCCUGCUGACCGGUGGGACGUCUGGAACACCUCGACCCGGGACAGAGGACCCCCCCCCAGCACCGGCCCGAGCAGCACAGAGUUCACUGCUUCGUCCUGUGCCUUUAAUUUAAAAGGACGCCGUUGUAUAGACUGAUGGACUGAAUGUGGACGCAGCACUCAGUGCCUCAGCAGGGUUCGGCGGCAGUUUCUGAACUGAAAUGUUUCCUCACGUUUCUUAAAGAGAACAUUUGUGUUUAAGGAUGUUUCUGUAAUAACUUUAUACUCAGUAAGAUCAUUGUUGAGAUCCUGAGACCUGCUCUUUUCUUUUUCUGUGAAGUGACUGUUCUAAAGUCUCGUUAUACUUUUAAAACACAUUAAAGAGUGUUCAGCUACUA